UUUUUUUUUUAAAUAUAAAAUGGAGGAUGAUGGCAUAAAAGUAGAUGAUUUAGAGAACAACAUUGAAGUACAAUCUAUUACAAAUAAUGAUUGUCCUUGUCAAUAUAUUCUAGACUCUAACAAUUUAUCUAUUUGCUCACUUUGUCAAUCUCCCAUACCCAUAAUUCAACAACUUCUUGCCGAAAAAUCCCAAUAUGAGACCCAAAUAGAACAACUCCAAGCUCAAUUAAGUAUUGAGCAGACACGCAUCGAUGACCAACUACAGUCAAUUGCUAAUCUUAAUGAUAAUCUUCAAAAUAUUAGCGAACAACUCGAUACCAAAACAGCUCAAUUCCAGCGUCUCCAAAAUGACAUGGAAAUGUUAAAUGACAAAUAUGUAGACGAAAUUGAACGUGUAGCCGAAAUACAACAUUCAAAAGAUAUGGUUGAAAGUGAACUUGAGGACCUUUCACGCCGACUUUUUGAAGAAGCAAAUGGCAUGGUAGCUCAUGAAAAGCGUGAAAAGCAUAAUUUACAGAUUGCUCAACGACACCUUGAGAAUCAACUAAGAGAGACAAGAGAGCGGUUAGGAGCAGAACAAAUGCAGUUACAAGAAUUAAGAAAACGAAUGGAGGAUAUGGCAUCUCAUGAUAAUUUAGUAUUGCAGCAAACUACCGCAUUACCUCCACCAAAAUUAACAGGCGAUACUGAUGCUUUAUUACUGGAUGAAUUUAAAGAAUUUGUAAAGACAGGCACUAAAGUCAGUUUAAAAAAAAUUCACAUGAUACCAUUCAUGAAAGCUUGUCAAGAAGAGGAUGUGGAAGCCUGUUUAAGAUUUGGACCUAAUAAUCGUUUAUCAAUUCGUAAAGUAAAUGAAGCGAUUGUGAUGAAUACAUGUUUUAUCGAAGAAGCUCCAACUGGAUUUCAAGAGGAACAGACAAAAAAAAUAAUUGCAGGAGCAUCGUUGAAGAUAUCAGCUACAGCAACUAAGAUGUGGGAACGAUUAAGCAAUGCUAGUAACAAUAGUAGUAGUUAUACACAAACAACUGUUUUCAAUGGCUGUCAAGCAUGUGGAAGAAGCGAUGGUACAAGUCUGCCUUAUCGCUUUCGUAUUUCAUACUUUGAUGAUUGGGCUUGUAUUGAUAGGUUUUGUAGAGAUCGAUUAGUAGCUGUUUGUGAGUUUUAUGUAUUCAUUCGAAAUAUCAGACAAGGACUAUAUAACAAUCGAGAUAUUCAAGACUUGUAUCAUGAGGCUAUGCGAUUGAGAUUACAAAUGUUUUAUGCAAGAAUGGGCGCUUUACCAUUGACAUUACGUAAUACUAAUAUUAAUGAACCUAAAGUAACCACUUCUGAAUCUUCACCAUUACCAAAAUCAACCAAUAAUACUAAACCUUCUUACCGACGAGGAAGUUUAACCGAUGUUCGUAAAAUACCAUAAAAAAAAUUCUAUUAUCAUUCAUACCUACUACUACUGUUAAUAUUAAUAAAUUAUUAUUAUUUUUUUUUUAUACAUAUGUG
Messenger RNA from Cokeromyces recurvatus, 1497 nucleotides. RefSeq lists its product as uncharacterized. NCBI's taxonomy places the organism in Eukaryota, Fungi, Mucoromycota, Mucoromycetes, Mucorales, Mucoraceae. The record is from RefSeq and is a predicted model, not a curated record. Gene Ontology annotation, molecular function: guanyl-nucleotide exchange factor activity. Bases 20 to 1417 code for a protein of 465 amino acids. Gene Ontology annotation, cellular component: cell tip; Golgi to plasma membrane transport vesicle. The transcript has 2 exons. Gene Ontology annotation, biological process: exocytosis.